AAAGAUGGCACCGUUCACAGAGCUUCCGACACGGGAACGAAAGCGUCCCUAAUCGACUCUCAGCUGGACUUUUAAACUCAUCAUGCCGCGUUACACCAGGCUCCUGCUUAUAGUUUUGUGUUUGAUCCUCAUCGGGGAAUGCCGGAAACACAAAAGUAGAAAAAAGCGUUGGUCUGCACCGGUCGAGACUCACAAGCCAGGAAAGGAAAUUGCUGGAAAGCCUGACACUGUUGCUGUUGGAAGGACAGCCUCAGAGACCAGGAUGGUGGAUGGUCCUCUAUCAAAGAAAGUUGUGGAUGGAACUAAAACCCGAAAGGUAAAGACCAGCCACCUCCUACGCAUUGAUGAACAUGAUUUCACCAUGAGGCCCGCAUUUGCAGGUCCAGCUGUCCCUGUUGGAGUGGAUGUUCAGGUGGAGAGUUUGGACAGCAUAUCAGAGGUUGAUAUGGACUUCACCAUGACUCUAUACCUGAGGCACUACUGGAAAGAUGAAAGGCUUGCCUUCCCAAGCUCCACAAACAAAAGCAUGACCUUUGAUGGCCGCCUGGUGAAGAAAAUAUGGGUGCCUGAUGUGUUUUUUGUCCAUUCUAAAAGGUCCUUCAUCCACGACACCACCACUGACAACAUCAUGUUAAGAGUCUUCCCAGAUGGUCACGUUCUGUACAGCCUGAGGGUUACCGUUACUGCAGCUUGCAACAUGGAUUUCAGUCGUUUCCCUCUGGACUCACAGACAUGUACAUUGGAGCUGGAGAGCUAUGCUUACACAGAUGAGGACCUGAUGCUUUAUUGGAAAAGUGGUGAUGAGUCCCUGAGCACAGAUGACAGGAUUUCUCUGUCUCAGUUCCUGAUUCAGAAGUUUCACACUACCUCCAGGCUGGCUUUCUACAGCAGCACAGGUUGGUACAACCGUCUGUACAUCAACUUCACUCUGCGGCGUCACAUCUUCUUUUUCCUGCUGCAGACCUACUUCCCUGCCACUCUAAUGGUCAUGCUGUCCUGGGUGUCCUUUUGGAUUGACCGCAGGGCUGUCCCUGCCAGAGUCUCAUUAGGUAUAACUACAGUGCUCACCAUGUCCACCAUCAUCACUGGAGUGAAUGCUUCUAUGCCCAGGGUCUCCUACAUCAAAGCUGUGGAUAUUUACCUUUGGGUCAGUUUUGUCUUUGUCUUCCUUUCUGUGCUUGAAUACGCUGCUGUCAACUACCUGACAACUUUGAGGGAUGGUAAAGACCGCAAGCUCAGAGAAAAAGACAAGGAACAGACACUCCCCUGUACCUGUGGCAUUCCCCACACCAAGACCAUGAUGCUAGAUGGAACAUACAGUGAGGCAGAUGCCAACAGCCUGGCAGGGUAUACCAGAGCCUCCAUGGUCACUGAGGAUACAUCAGAUAAACAGGAGCAGAUAGUAGUGCAUCUGUCCUUGGACAACGAGUCCACUGGCACCAAGAAAAAGGGCAUCCGCGGCUUCCGGAUCAUUCAGAACACCCAUGCCAUCGACACAUACUCUCGCAUGAUCUUUCCAGGCGCGUACAUCCUCUUCAACUUGAUCUACUGGUGUGUGUACUGCUGAGAAUUUUAGCUGAAACUAUAGCAGUGAAAGAAAAUUAUGGUGAAUUCAUUCUGUUGAUCUCAAGGUAUAAGGUAUACUUAUGCAAGUAAAGUUUGGUGGGAUGACCUAGAAUUAUCAAAAGCUUCUGGGUAUGAAUAUCUCCACAUCUGCCUAACUUCACUGCUGGAUUGGAUAUUGAAUAUAAAUUAUAGACCAUUUUUUCCUGUCUCAGAGUCUAAUAUGUACCCUAGUGACACUCAGAACAACCUCAUGGGGCUGGUUGCAUAUUCAAUCUAAAAAAAAAAAAAAGUCUAAUCCUAAAAAGUUUGCCACAACAUUCCCAGGGUAAAUGUACCCUUGACUUGCUCACAGAGGUGACUGCCAGAUAUUUUUUAAAUGGUAAAUGGACUAGUUCUUAUAUAAUGCUUUUCUACUCAGUCUGAGCACUCAAAGCACUUAUACAGCAUGUUUUACAUUUACCCAUGCACACCCAUU
Molecule: messenger RNA, 2041 nt
Organism: Archocentrus centrarchus (flier cichlid)
Lineage: Eukaryota; Metazoa; Chordata; Actinopteri; Cichliformes; Cichlidae
Product: gamma-aminobutyric acid receptor subunit rho-2-like
Exons: 10
Coding region: 83-1567 (494 amino acids)
Biological process (GO): monoatomic ion transmembrane transport
Cellular component (GO): membrane
Molecular function (GO): GABA-A receptor activity; extracellular ligand-gated monoatomic ion channel activity
Source: RefSeq, a predicted model, not a curated record